This is a messenger RNA of Neoarius graeffei (lesser salmon catfish), 3733 nucleotides long. It is a transcript of the gene shpk, whose product is annotated as sedoheptulokinase. Gene Ontology annotation, molecular function: sedoheptulokinase activity. Gene Ontology annotation, cellular component: cytosol. Bases 1493 to 2827 code for a protein of 444 amino acids. Gene Ontology annotation, biological process: carbohydrate metabolic process; cellular response to lipopolysaccharide. The record is from RefSeq and is a predicted model, not a curated record. Lineage: Eukaryota; Metazoa; Chordata; Actinopteri; Siluriformes; Ariidae. The transcript has 6 exons.
AAACCGGAGCACCCGGAGGAAACCCACGCGGACACGGGGAGAACAUGCAAACUCCACACAGAAAGGCCCUCGCCGGCUCGAACCCAGGACCUUCUUGCUGUGAGGCGACAGCGCUAACCACUACACCACCGUGCCGCCCCCAGUAGGUUUAUUUAGUGUUUAUUUUGGGGCGUGUCACCUCAAAAUAAACACUAAACUGAAGAUGCAAGGAGGAGACGUAAAGAAAGUUGGUGAAUUCAAGUACCUGGGGUCAACUGUGCGGGAAAAUGGGGGCUGCGAUAGUGAGGUGAGAAAGAGAGUGCAGGCAGGAUGGAGCAGUUGGAGAAGGAUUUCGGGAGUCAUUUGUGAUAGGAAAGUCCCAGCAAAAGUGAAAGGUAAGAUGUAUAAGACAGUAGUGAGACCAGCUGUGAUGUAUGGAUUGGAGACCGUACCCUUAACGAAGAGACAGGAGGCAAAGUUGAGGAUGUUGCGGUUUGCGAUGGGGGUGACAAGGUUGGACAGGAUAAGGAACCAGCACAUGUGGAGAGCUUGGGAAUUAAGCUAAGAGAGAUGAGACUGAGAUGGUAUGGGCACAUCCUGAGAAGAGAUGCAGGGCAUGUUGGAAGGAGAAUGUUGAGGAUGGAGCUGCCAGGCACAUGAAAACGAGGAAGGCCAAAGAGGAGAUACAUGGAUGCGGUGAAAGAGGACAUGAAAGUGGCAGGUGUGGUAGAGAAGGAUGCAGAAGACAGGGAGCAAAGGAGACAAAAGAUCUGCUGUGGCGACUCCUUAUCGGGAGCAGCCAAAAGAAGAUUUUGGGGCGUCACCCCAAAUGGAGUCCAGUUGUUUUAUUGGAUGUUCGAAAACAACUACAAUUAAUCAUCUUUAAAAUAUAGGAUCAUUUGUUAAAUUUGGUGCAAGCAAUCCUGAGAAAUUAGCGAAAUUGUUUAAGGUGUCAUCAUCUUAACAGAAAAUCAAGUUUGGAGAAAACCAGCUGUAAACUUUGUGAUGUGUAAAUUGAAAUUAAUGCAUAGUAUACAUUUAUUUGGCCUGCAAACUCAUACUCAUAGGUUGUUUUACAGUAUAUUUUGGUGACAUACGUUAUAGAUUAAAGAAUGUAUUUACAGCAAAAUUAGAAAAAAAUAUGUAGGCCAUUUUUUGGCGUGCUCUCGUUUCAAAUCGCUAUCUUGGAAUGAGCUUUAGCUACACUGGACUCAUUUUGUGGUCCCACGCCCCAUUUGUACUUUUAAGUUUACUUUUUCAAACACCUUUCAUUGACAUAUUGGUCUGUUUUCACUUUUUUUUAAAUGAUUUCUUAUAUUUCUCAAAAUGUUGUUCAGGUACCUUAUAGUGGCACUGGUAUAUGGAUAGUUUUCACAUGACAUCACAGAGUCGGGGAUUCCCUAGUGGCGGCCAUCUUGCAGGUCAAGCUUACCGUACGGGUCACUGAGCACACAUUGUAACGCGCGAGUACAAAGUCUUCAAAAGAACCCAAGCAGGCUAUUUAAAGCUAGCAAUGGUGCACACCUGUUGUAUUCACGGCUGUCGUAAUAGGUCAGAUGAUGAUGUCAAGCGGAGCUUUUAUGGAAUUCCCACUGUACGGGAGCACGAAGGCGAGCAAACAAAGAAACUCAGCAUACAAAGGAGAAAUCUAUGGCUUGCGAGAAUCAACCGCAAGGAUUAUCAGCCUUCCAAACACAGCAAAGUCUGCUCCGAUCAUUUUAUAAGUGGUUGCAAAUGGUACAGUAGUCAUGGAGCUCAGAAAUUCAGACCUCAGGAUGUAAGUCACCUGAUCACAUGGCAGGAUGGCCGUUGCACUAGAGAUUUCCUGUCAUCGCUACCCAAACCUGAGUCACACCUGAAUGUGGCCACCGGCUUUGGCUGUGCCUCCAUCCUCUGGUACACCAAGCACAGCCCUGGAUUUCUUUCAAAGUUCAGUGUCUCAGGAACCAUCCAGGACUAUGUGGUGUCCAUGCUGUGUGGUUUGGAGGGCUGCUUCAUGAGUACGCAGAAUGCUGCUAGCUGGGGCUACUUCAACACCACCACCAACCAGUGGAAUACAGAGAUUCUGAAAGGUGCAGGAUUCCCAGUGCACUUGUUGCCCGUCCUGGUGGAUUCUGGAUCCAUAGCUGGUCAGACCUGCUCUGAAUGGUAUGGGGUUCCUGCUAACACACCUGUCGGAGCAGCUCUGGGAGACUUCCAGUGCAGUGUUUACUCCUGCAUGACAGAAAAGACGGAUGCAGUAUUAAACAUGAGUACCUCGGCGCAGUUGACGUUCUCUAUGCCUGCUGAUUUCACUCCUGCAAGUGUACCGGAUGCCCCCUCUCCCAUCGCUUACUUCCCGUAUUUCCACAACUCCUACCUGGCCGUGGCCGCCGCACUCAAUGGAGGCAACGUUCUGGCAACGUUUGUAGGAAUGUUGACUUCUUGGAUGAAGGAAUUUGGAGUGGAGAUCAGUGACUCUGAAGUGUACUCCAAGCUGAUCGAGUGUGCUCUAACCCAACCCAGCACUGAACUCUGUGUGACCCCGACCCUUCUAGGAGAACGACACGACCCCAGUAGCCACGCUGUCGUGUCUCACAUUUCCCCAACCAACCUCUCACUGGCUCACGUGACUCGUGCCAUUUGCGCAGGAAUCGUAGCUAACCUAGCUGCCAUGAUGCCCCCUCACGUGCUGUUGGCUGCAGGAGUGAAACGGAUAAUGGGUAGCGGGAGCGCUCUUUCUCGGAAUGAAGCCUUGAGACAGGAAAUAGUGCGAGCAUUCCCUUUCCCUGUGGUCUACGGGAAAGACGUGGACUCAGCAGUCGGCGUGGCAAUGGUUUUUAAUGACAAGCUGUUAGGAAACGACUGACUUUAGAGUUAACCACACGACUUAGUAUGCACUAUAGACACACUGCGUCUUUACAGAUAUUAUUAUGUGAGAUUUACAACCUUGUUAGCUGCUCAUGUAUUUCUUAAAUUUAAAAAGGUAAUUCUAUGUGACCUUAAAAUCCAUUAACACAUUCCUUAUGUUUUGGAUACACAAUAAAAUCUGAUGUUCAUGUCAGUCCAUUUGGAUUACAUUGAUACUUUAAGUAUUAAUUUAAUGCAGGGGAUUUUACAGAUUUGUACAUCUACUAGAUGUUAUUGAAUUCUCAGUAGCUCUACGGACAAGAGUCUAUGGGCAUUUCAUGUAGAACAACAAAAAUUAGGAAGAUUCAAUAAGUCUCUCUCUCUCUCUCGUAAUCAUUUCAUCUUAUGCUUGUUCAAGUGGAGGACUGAAAUUCUCUGCUCCCAAGUAAACAAUGCUGUUAAAUAGUGAAAUGUGCUAAUUAUUAUGUUCUAAGUGUUAAUUUAAUGGAGGGGAUUUUACAGAUUUGUACAUCUGCUAGAUAUUUAAUUAUUGGAGCUGUAAUUAUUACAGUGUAACGUGUUGAGUUAUUCUUGAUAUAAUAAUUUAUUAUUAAUUUGUGUUAAUUUAUUACCAUUUUUGGGUCAGAUCCCUUAUGGCAUUGUUUGUGCUUGUAGAGCAAAUUGUAUCGCUUUUCUUUGUUUAAUUUUCAUUUAAAGCUAAAAUCUACACUUCAGUCACGUCUGCUUCAUUGCAAGUCCAUUGUGGUGGAGUACAGAGGCAAAAUUAUGAAAAUUGUGUCGAUAUCCAAAUACUUAUGGAACAGACUGUAUAGAGGAGAUAGUAUGCAUUUGUACUGUAACCGUAACUAAUCAUUUGUACAUUAUUUUUUUUCAAGUUGAAAUAAAAUAAAAUGUUUUGUCUGCA